Messenger RNA from Clonostachys solani, 1248 nucleotides. The record is from the annotation of a GenBank genome assembly. Lineage: Eukaryota; Fungi; Ascomycota; Sordariomycetes; Hypocreales; Bionectriaceae.
AUGCGUUCCUCUAUGGUUUCCAUGCUCGGCGCCGCUGCCACUGUGGCCGCCGCCCCCAGCUAUGUCAUGUACUUUGACCAAUGGCACAAGGACUCUCUCCCCGACAAGAGCGUCACUGCUGGCGUCAACUACGUCAUCACCUCCUUCGCCACCUCCGAUCUGUUCGUCAGCGGUGCCACCUACACUCCCUUCAUGCCCCUGGACCAGGUCCGCGCCCUCUUCGAUGCGGGCACCAAGGUUUGCAUGGCCAUUGGUGGAUGGGGCGACACCGCCGGCUUCAGCACCGGCUCGGCCUCCGAGGAGUCUCGCAAGACUUAUGCUGCCAACAUCGCCGCCACUCUCGACCGUCUUGGCUACGACUGCGUCGAUGUGGACUGGGAGUACCCCGGUGGUAACGGCGAGGACUACCGCCAGAUCCCCAACGACCAGAAGGUCCAGGAGAUUGACAACUACCCCCUCCUUCUCAAGGCUAUCAAGGAGGCCAUCGGCACCAAGGAACUCUCCAUCGCCGUCCCCGCUCGCCCAGGUGACAUGAUUGCCUACACCAAGGAGAAGGUCCCAGAGAUUAACAAAUACGUCGACCACGUGAAUGUCAUGACCUACGAUCUCAUGAACCGCCGCGACAACGUCACCUCCCACCACACCGGCGUCAAGGGCUCCGCCCAGGCCAUCGACACCUACCUCGAGCGCGGCAUGGACGCCAGCAAGCUCAUCCUCGGCUUCCCCUUCUACGCCAAGUUUUUCACCACCAAGGCCGGCGUCAAGUGCACCGCCCCCACCGGCUGCGAGACCGCCGUCCUCGAGCUCCCCGACGGCAGCGACCCCGGCCUGUCCGGCGCCGUCACCUUCGAGACGGCCAACUGGGUCCAGGGCAGCGACUUCGUCAACGCCGUCACCAACGGCCAGGAGGACGCCGAGCAGGGCGGCCAGUGGUACUGGGACGAGGCCAAGAGCGUCUACUGGACCUGGGACACGCCCAAGCUCAUCGCCCGCAAGUUCGAGGAGAUUGUCAAGGCCAAGGGGCUGGGCGGCGUCAUGGCGUGGAGCUUGGCGCAGGACAGCCAUGACUGGAGUCACUUCAAGGCUCUGCAGGAGGGUGUCAAGGGUUUGAGCUCCUCGGCUGUUGUCACUCCCACUUCCACACCUGUCGUCACUCCCACUGCUACGCCUAUUGUUACGCCUACCACCACUGCCAUCGUCUCUCCUACUGCCACGCCCACCAGCAAGUGCGGGCGCCGCCGCAAGUAA